AAGUAUGAUUUUGUGGCGGCGAGCAUUUACAUUGGUGUUUAUUUCCCAAACAAGUUUGCUUACUUAAAUAAAUUGUUAUCAAACAUUUACUAUGGAGGAGGAUGAGGUUAUCUGGAUGGAUAUUGAUCCUGACCCUAUCGUACCACCCCAGUGUCCCGAUCCACCCACUUCGAAAAAGAAAGAUGUCGAUAAACACGCGGAAAGAUUAGCUGCCUCCUCCAGAUUUGCCAAACAAAUCAUACUUAAUCGCGACAAAAAUGAACUUCGUCAUCGUCCCUGGUUCAGGUCGUUACCAAUUCGAAAUGUCAUCCUGACGAUGUACACCGCUCUGUCAUCCUCUGAAGAGAUGAAACCCUUCCAACUGCUCGGACUGGGAGAAACCUUGUUGCAAUUUUUGAAAAAGUUGGCCGGAAAUCCGGGUUCCGAGAAUCAACAGGUGUUGAUGGGGGGAGAAACCAAUUAUGGAAUAACGAACAAACGACGAGAAAAUGACCGCGACCUGGAUAAAUACUUAACCAUUUUGGAAAACAUUUUUAUCCAGCUGAAACGUUAUGAGAAUGACGAAGAGGUUCAGAAAGAUUCAAAAAAGUUUCUCGAUACGGUUUGGAAAUUGCACACAAGUGGUACGAUUGAUCUCAGCAGAACCACAAUUCCUGGUUCAAUGGUCCAUUCUAGCCCAUCACGUUUGAAAACCGCCCUCGCGACCUUCAUCGGUCCUCAGAUAGAAGAUGAGGACCUACAAAAUACGUCCUCAUUCGCCCUUAUUCCAUUAUGUGACCGGAAUCCCGAGAACUUUUUGCAAGUUAUGCAGUCCCUCAGGGUGAAGUACCUCGAUAACUCUUCUGGAGUUGAUAAGAAGAAACAAAUCCUAGAUCUUGGGUCGAAAUUGCAGACGGAUCUAAUGCAACGGUUAGGUCACGGGGUUAAAUAUGCGUCCCUCUUCCCCACCCCAUUUCACCCCCUGCUGCUUUUCUUGUCACAAAUAUUGUCUAAUCAUUCGUCGAAGAAUCUCAUGCAAAAUGAAAUCGUACAGAAAGAAAUACGAAAUCUCCUCGAUAAAUUAUCCCACCAGUGCGAACUGGACAGUUUUAAUUGCUCUGACGUCAUAUUUAUCUUAGCCACGAAUCCUAAUAUUCCGAAGGACAUUAUUUUUAGCAAUGAGAUACCUCGUCCCCCACAGAUUCGUAAUAGUGACGGCUUGUGGUUUAGACGGUGUCUAAGAAAUAGUGAUUUAAUUAUGCCGAUUACCGUUAACUAGGAAAAAUGGACACUGAUUUCGGUUAGUGUGUAGUGCUUUUAAAUUUUUUAUUUAACUUAUUUACUGUUUUUGUAUCUGACAUUGAUCAUGGUCCUUAAUUACUUAUAAUUACUCAGCCUCAUCAGUAUUAUACACAUUUAUCCCAGCCAAAUAUUGCAAUACAUUAUUCGUCCUUAUACACUCUUUCACCCUGUCAAAUAGUCAAAUUAAAAGUACUUUCUCUCAUUGUAAAAUUCACAAAGAAACCACAUUUCGUUCCAUUAUGUAAGAAUUUUGUGUAUUAAUGUUGUAUCGUAUAAUAUUCAUGUCAACAAUGGAUUUAUUUGUAGAAAUUGA
Molecule: messenger RNA, 1594 nt
Organism: Folsomia candida
Lineage: Eukaryota; Metazoa; Arthropoda; Collembola; Entomobryomorpha; Isotomidae
Exons: 3
Coding region: 92-1258 (388 amino acids)
Source: RefSeq, a predicted model, not a curated record